AUGUCAGCUACAGCUCGCGCAGAGGCUCGUCGCAAAGCUAUCCUCAGCAGAGGAACUGACCGUUUGUCGAAAUUGACGACAACUGCUCGCGGAGAAGAUGCUCCCGCAUAUUUGAGUGCUGGCAUUCCUCCCAGAGCUACAGCUGCUAGUUUUGUGGGCGAGAAGCCAAGCAUGCCUUCUCAGCCACCCCUGCGCUCUUUUGGAGAUGCAGGCAUUGGCGGAGCAGCACCCGACCCAACCGUUUGGUCAGAAGAGCAUCAAAGGCAGUUCCUUCAAGCUCUCAUGAGUGGUACAGCCAAUUCUCCACAAUUUCCUCAGCCUCAGAUCUCGGCUGCGGCCUCCAAUAGCACAACUACACCUCCAGGUGACCCUUUCGCUGCUAUCAUGAAUUCGUUGCAACAAAUGGACCCAUCUCUUGAGGUUUUCGCCAUUGCUGCACAUCCUGUGCACAUGGCUUAUUCUUGCCUUUUUAUUCUUUUCAAAGAGCCCCAAACAUUGGUUGAGCGCAGCGGUGGCUUUUCGGAAACUUUCUGGAAACGUUGGGCGGAGCUUGCCUGGAGAGGCUCUAGCAUCGAGGGCUGGGGAGUGCAGUUUGUGCCGUUCAUGUGGACCUUCAUGACUGUGCAAGUUAUACUUCACUCAAUACGCAUAUCCACGGGCAAUAACCAAGUGCAGCCCCCGGUUUUGUUGGCGCUAGCUCUGCCUCAUUUGCCCCCUCCAUUCCCAUCCAUCAUCACGAAUGGCUUGCGCUAUAUCCGGAUGGGUAGCGCCAUUCUUGAUGAUCUGUCGGCAGUCGUAUUUGGAAUUGGGAUGGUUGUGUUGAUCGCUGGGUGGUUUGCUGGAUGA
Messenger RNA from Suillus bovinus, 846 nucleotides. RefSeq lists its product as uncharacterized. The record is from RefSeq and is a predicted model, not a curated record. Lineage: Eukaryota; Fungi; Basidiomycota; Agaricomycetes; Boletales; Suillaceae. Bases 1 to 846 code for a protein of 281 amino acids. The transcript is spliced from 5 exons.